Nothoprocta perdicaria is the source of this 3523-nucleotide messenger RNA. RefSeq lists its product as uncharacterized. The record is from RefSeq and is a predicted model, not a curated record. Lineage: Eukaryota; Metazoa; Chordata; Aves; Tinamiformes; Tinamidae. The transcript has 13 exons. The coding region runs from base 167 to 3385 and encodes 1072 amino acids.
AUUUUUGUAGUAUUGCUGCUUUACUUCACACGCUUGGCCUACUCCAGUCCGCAGGCAGUUGCAAGGCCUUGUGUUGCCACCUUGCAAUGACCAAGUGGUAGCAUCUUCCUUCCAUGCUCCAUCGUGGCUGGGAAAGGGACAGGACACCGGAAUUCCAGCCCUCACCAUGGGAGCUGCCAGGCUGAUUGGGUUGACGGCACUUGCUUGCAUCUGGUUUCACAAAGUCGCUGCUCAGAAUCUCAGAAAAAACCCUAGAGACCAGAAAACUGAACAUAUGCUUUUGAUUAAUGAAGUCAACACUGACAGUCCCGGAGAGGACACUUCUGAGUUUGUGGAACUCUAUCACACCAGUGGUCGAACUGCCCACUUAGAUGGCUACUAUCUGGUCUUCUACAAUGGCAAUGGGAACCAAGCCUACAAGGUGUUGAACCUCCAGGGCAAAGUCACUAACAGCCAAGGGUUCUUUCUCAUCGGCUCUUCUUCCUUAAACCCUGCUAUGGUCAUUCCUAAGAACACCAUCCAGAAUGGCCCUGAUGCUAUUGUUCUGUACUAUGGGAAGGGGAAUUACAAGGAAGGCAUGAGUGUCACAAGUGACGGUCUGGUAGAUGCUUUGGUCCAUAAGAUUAAGAAGACAGAUAGAGCAGAUACGCUCAUCAGUGUCCUGACCCCUGGCAGAGAUGCGUUCCUGGAGGACUCCACAUUCAGGACCUUGGAUGAGUCAAUUGAAAGAUGUCGUGGGAUCAAUUCUCAAUGGAUCUUCCAGGUGGCCGUGCCUAGCCCAGGCAAAGAGAACCACUGCAUUCUAACUUCUCAGCUGAAUGUGUCUACUGUCCUGAUCAGUGAGGUCCACACUGUCUCUUCUUCUGAGGACUCUGAGUACAUAGAGCUUCAGGGUCCCCAUUCCACUGUCGUGAAAGACCUGGUUCUGGUGCUGAUCGAUGGACGGACCAAAGAGAUUUAUUUUGCCAUGGACAUAUAUGGCAAAACCUCACCGGAUGGGCUACUUCUGAUUGGUCCAGCACAAAGCCAAACCCCAGUAGAUCUGCCGUUCCCACUGAACGCCAGCAGCCCCGUCCUCAGGGAUGGUGCCACUGCCAUUGCUCUCUACAGAGGCAGCAGCAGCAGUUUCCUGCUGGGGAGCUCGCUGCCAGUGACGGGUCUGGUGGAUGCGUUUGUGUACACCAGCAACGAGGGACCAGACCCCGAGCUGCUGGAGACCCUGACCCCGGGCCGACCUGCUUACGAAAACAAAUGGCGCSGGUUGGGUGACGUGUCCAUGAGCCAAUGCAACUGCUGCUCUGUGACCAGGGAUUCUUUGUCCUUCGUCCUCAGCAGUCCCACACCUGGCAAGCUCAAUGACUGCCCCAAGAGGCUCUUCAGCCAGACCAUCUCCUUCUGCCUUCACUUAGCAAAUUGCCAGGAGUGGCUCCUGAGGUCAGAAGAGAUCCUGAUGACUCUAGUCCAAGCCCUUGACAAGUCCUGCAACUGUGGAAUCUCCAUUGCCUACUUCAAAGAUUCCAAGGCAGUCUGCCAGGACCUGGGACUUGCAUUCAGCACUCUGCUAACUGCCAGGUCAGAAGACCAGCUGAACAGCCUGCUGCUAGACUUCAAGACCUUCCUAGAGAGUCCCAGAGUUUUGAGUUUUGAUGGGCAGGACAUCACAGCAGAUACCUCCUGCUUCAAGGACAUGACUGUGCCAGAAUCACCUCCAGGUGUCCCAUCAGAAGUACCAACAGGGACGCAAGAGCCCUCUGCACAAGUGGCCAAGUUACUCAUCAGUGAGAUAAACCCAGACAACCCAGGAGGAAGAGAGGACACAGAGUACAUCGAACUCUUCUACACUGGACGGAGGCACUUUGACCUUCAGGGAUACUGGCUAGUCCUCUACAAUGGUAAAAACAACCUGGCCUACCGGGUGUUGGACCUGUCUGGACAUCAUACGAACGAACUGGGUUACUUCCUGGUGGGUAGCAGUGCUGUGAGCCCAGCACCCAUGAUCAGACUGCCUUCAAACACCAUCCAGAAUGGGGCAGAUGCUGUGGCCCUCUACUACAGCAACACCACCUUCUACAAGGCGAACAUGGUGGUGACGGCGGAGGGGCUGGUGGAUGCAGUGGUGUACACAUCCCGAAUGUCGGAAAAGGCGGACCAGCUGAUGGAAGUGCUGCUGCCAGGGCAGAGCAUCCUGUACGAAAACGAUUCUCACAGCCUUGAAGACGAGUCUCUGAGCCGCUGUAACAGCCUGAGGGCAAAACUCCAGAGCAGCUUCCAGGUGACUGUGAUGACACCGCUCGAGGAGAACUCCUGCAGCACUGCCUCAGCUCUGUUUCCUAGUGCCCCUGCCAUCCUCAUCAACGAGCUGUGCCUCGUUAACGGCACUGCUUCUUACUGCUUCAUUGAGCUGAAGGGGAAGCCUGGAGCCAGCCUGAAAGGACACAGCCUCGUCCUCUUCUCUGAGAAUGGGGGCAAAGUGUCUGCCAUCCCGCUGUGGGGCACCUUUGGAGCCACAGGGCUGUUUGUGCUUACACCAGAUGGAGAGCCCAAGCAUGAUGAGGUGAAGCCAGCUUUCAAGGACAUCUCUGCUGCCAGCGAAGGCUAUGGUGCUAUUGCUGUAUACAACACCACCAUGAUUCCUGGCAACAUGAAGGCAACAGCGGAGAACCUGGUGGACGCAGUGGUUUUCACAUGUGGGCCCGGCAGCGGGGAAGGACAGUUGGGUGUCCUUGGACCAUCUUAUGUUGUGCCCUGCAAGGGUGAUAGGCCCGUGUCUCUGAGCCGCUGCUCCUGCUGCAGUGGCAGUGCGGAGCUGCAUUUUGCCAUCUCGGCRCCCACGCUUGGCAUGCACAACAGCUGUCCCCAGAAGUCCCUCGCCGUUGACCUGGACCUGUGCUUCCUGACGCCCGAUUGUUCUGCGUGGGGUCUGAACCGCUGGAGGAUGCUGGAGAGCAUGGGAAACGUCUUGCUGGAUUCCUUGGAGGAGAACUGCUCCUGCGGCGUCUCGCGGUUCUACCUGCAGGGGCUGAACGUGACGUGCAAGGAGUCCCUGGUGCAGGUGUCUGGCCAGGUGUGGGCCCGGCAGCUGGAGCAGCAGCAGGACAUCGGAGCCUGGCGCCAGGGCUUCCUGGCCGGCACGCACCUGCUUUUUGUGGAAGGGAGGGUGCUGAAGACCAGUGCUGAGUGUGUCACCUUGAAAAACGCGCCUUGGACAUCGCCGGGUGGUUCCUCAGCUUCCUUCCAGGGCUGGGAAAUUGCCCUGUUUGUGGUGGGAUCUCUCCUGCUUGUGCCCUUGUUGUUUGGCCUGGCGUUUUACCUCAUCAGAAGACAACCUCAAAGUUACACCAACAUCGAGAUGAACGACCGCAGGGAGAUGGCAGCGGAUUUCUAGUGCUCCCAGGCACGGCUGUGGUGGCAGGCCCAUCGCCUGGCAGACAGGCAUGCAUCUCUGCCCACUGUCCACCAUCCUCCUUCACCAGGAUUGCUGCAAGGACUUGCAAAAUACCCACAGUACAGCUUUAUAUAUACA